AUGACAGUUAUCGGUGCUAUUAACGGCUUAAUAUGCCUUUCUAAACCUUCGUAUUCUGACAUGUCAACUAUCCCCCCGCCACAUUCUAUGCUCCCUAGGCUUCAUUAUGAAACAUCUAUCCGGUUUGGCUUUGAUCCUAAAACUGACGAUUACAAACUUGUUAAGCUUACUGGCCUUCGUGACACUGCUAAUUGCUUUGGAAGUGUCAAAGAGUGGGUGCAAGUUGAGGUUUACAGCAUGAGAAAGAAAUCCUGGGAAUUUAUCACUCAACCAUUUCCAUCCUACAUCACAAGGAUUAAAAAUAACGAUUACCUUUGUGUAGAUGGCCAUGACGGCCAUCUUCAUUGGGAAAAUAAGAUAGAAGAAACGAUAGUGGCUUUUGAUUUGGGUUCAGAGACAUUUCGUGAGAUACUUCUUCCAGAUUCUAUUCUAGAUUCCAACCACAGAUUCCAUCGUUUAGUAGUUUUGGACGGAAAGCUUUGUGAGAUUUCAUGUCGUUAUGAUGGUGCAUGGGAGGUGUGGGUGAUGGAGGAGUAUGGGGUGCCUCAAUCAUGGGUCAAACGCCAUGUUUUUCCCAAGUUUACUUUUGCUUCUUGGAGAUUACCAUUUGGAUUCACAUCACACAAUGAGUUGCUUCAUGUAGAUGAGCACGCUCAACUUGUUUUGUACGAUCUAGUUGCAAACAAGACUAAAUUGACCCCUAAAAAACAAAUUGCAAAUAAAAUCGUGGAGUACGUGGACAGUCUUGUUUGGGUCUAG
Molecule: messenger RNA, 759 nt
Organism: Lactuca sativa (garden lettuce)
Lineage: Eukaryota; Viridiplantae; Streptophyta; Magnoliopsida; Asterales; Asteraceae
Product: F-box/kelch-repeat protein At3g06240
Source: RefSeq, a predicted model, not a curated record